This is a messenger RNA of Ceutorhynchus assimilis (cabbage seed weevil), 3904 nucleotides long. Lineage: Eukaryota; Metazoa; Arthropoda; Insecta; Coleoptera; Curculionidae. The record is from the annotation of a GenBank genome assembly.
GUCUUGACUGGACGUUUUUGUUUUGUUCAAUAUUUUAUUCAAUUCGAAUUACACCAAAACCAUUUUCUAAGUGCUUUUCCAGUAUUUAGUCUUAUAGGUGUUUUCUACGGAUAGAAAAAUGGAUCCAGCCUUGCUGAGAGAACGAGAACUCUUCAAAAAACGAGCUCUGGUAACCCCUACAGUAGAAAAAAAGAAAACAGAAGCAAAACCUGAACCAGUCCGAGAUGAGAAGAAAAAAUCCAAAUCAAGCUCAGCCAGCAGUGCUCCAAAACUAGACAUCAAUAGCUAUAAAACAGCCACAGGUAGUUCCCAAUACAGAUUUGGCGUAUUAGCCAAAAUAGUUAAACAUAUCAAACAGAGACAUCAAGAUGGUGAAUCAUUUCCUUUAUCUCUAGAAGAGAUUUUAGAUGAAACUAAUCAAUUAGACGUUGGUAAUAAAGUAAAACAAUGGCUUCAAACGGAGGCGUUAGGCAACAACCCAAAAAUCGAAGUAACUCCUGACCAAAAAUAUUUUUUCAAAGCCACUUAUAAAUUGAAAGACCGUAAAAGCUUGUUGAAAUUAUUAAAGCAACAAGAUCUGAAAGGUUUGGGCGGGAUUUUGUUAGAAGAUGUUCAAGAAUCUCUGCCUCAUUGUGAAAAAGCUCUAAAGAUUCUGAGCAACCAAAAUGAUAUAGUUUUUAUUGCUAGACCAAUAGACAAAAAGAAAAUAUUAUUUUACAAUGACAGGACAGCACAACUGCCUAUCGAUGAGGAAUUUCAAAAGUUAUGGCGUUCUGUGGCUGUAGAUGCUAUGGAUGAUCAAAAGAUUGAAGAGUACUUAGACAAACAAGGAAUUAGAUCCAUGCAAGAUCAUGGUCCCAAAAAGCCAGUGGCCAUCAAAAGGAAAAAAGCAGGCCAAAGAAAGAAGACUUUCAAGAAACCCAGAGACAACGAACAUUUGGCUGAUGUAUUGGAAACUUACGAAGACAACACACUUACCCAAAAAAAUGCUGUUUAGUUUUAAGUUGUAGGGAAUAAAAACAAUUAUAAUAUAAAAAGAAACUUAAUUUAUUAUGAAAAUAUAAAAUAACCUAAAAAAGUGACUACAAAAAUAUUUAUACACGCAUAGGGUGUUACAUGGCUUAAAAUGUAAAAAUACACAAUAUUAUUAGACUACAUUAAAUGGUUACAAGUUUGCUUUUCAAGCAGGAAAAUCAUAUAAAACAAGCUCACCAUGUUUUAUUACAAAUAAACAAAACAUCCUUUUUUUGAUUCACUUAUAGUAACUUUCAAAUAAAACAAAUAAAAAUUUUGACUCUAGAUCGUCUUGCGCCGUCAAAAAUCGCAUUUUAUGGGGUUCGUCAAAUUUAACCCCAAAAACUCGCAUAACUAAAAAACUAUUCCGAUUAUUCUUUGACUUUUUUCUUUUAUCACAGGCAAUUUGAGACCUACCAAUAUAACACAAUAGAGGAGUGAUAUUGCAACUCAUUCAGGACCAUAUUGUAAAUAAGUAUAUACAUUAUAAUGCAGGGUGUUCUACCAAAUGUCUACAGUUCUUGAAGUUGCGGACUUCUACUUUUUUUUUUUUAUGGUUCCUGUGUUCAUUUUAUAGCUGCCACUUUGACAAUAUUAUAGAAUAUAAGGGCUUAAAGGAUUGGAAAUAUGGUAAUGAAGAUCAUUGUAUGUUGAUUGACAUUAUCUCUAGUGAUGAUCGAAGACUAUCAAACAAAAAACACUCCAUAUCAUAAUGUAAAAUGAGCAACUUGCAGAACCUUAGACACUUCAAUAACAAACAAUACACCCUGUGAUGAUAAUAAAAUAUGAAAUAGAUUUUCAAGAAUAAAAUAAUAUUUUUGGUCAAUAUUUUAAAAAAACAAUACAUUUUUAUAAUAGAGCUUAUCAUCUGGCAAAUGGUGUAUCUGAUGUUAAGGCAAUUUCUUAUCUGAAGAAAUUGAAUGUAAAUGAAAACAGAACUAAUCCAUUUUCAAACGUCAGUACCCAAUACAUAAGUCGAAACACCAAUUUCAACAUCCUUUAAACAAAGUCUUCAAUGUAGACUCUCCAUUACACUUAAUUAAAUUAUCAUUUUAACAUUAGAUUGGGUGUGUAUAACAUUUAGAACAUCCUAAGUAUAUCACAACUAGAGUAAAUAUAAAUGUAAAUAGCCUUAAUUAUUAUCAAUUAUAAGUAAGGAUAUCAAAGUUUGAUACAAUUUGUAAUGAGUGCACUUUUGCUUUAUUGUUACAAAAAGCCUCAUUUUCACAAAGAUAGUUAAAGUAUGAUUCAUAGAUAAAUUGAUAUAUAUGACAACAUUGCUGUUGUCUAUUUUGCAAUGGUUUGUUUAUCAACUUACGCAAGAUUACUCUCAAUUAUUUAGGGGCUCUUUCAAUUUAGUAAUAGACUAGUAUUGAGUUCUUGUUUUUUUUGUCUAAUAUAAUCGGCUUGAGUAACCAAGUUUUCAAAAUGUAGACAAAAACUCCAAGGCUCAGUUUCAUAAUUGGUGGUAAGUAACUUGCACUGGUUAUCAAACUCAUAGUUGCGGGUUGACUACAUUGAAUAUUCUGAAGCUUGACCAAUGGUUUUGGCUAAACCACACAUUAUGAAACAGAUAUAUUGUAGGCUACCACUGUUUGUGAAACUGGCCCUAAGGAGUUUAGAUUAGAAUAAAAAGGGACCAUUGCAUUUAUAUUUUUAAAAAAAUGGGAUUUUCAAGGAAACAGCAAUCUUUACCAAGUAGAAGUAGAUAGCACUGUUUCAUGAGAGUACUAACAUCGAGAAAAUGGGGCUUUGUGCUUAGAAAAUGCAUAAUAUUUUUACCAAAUUAUAAUUCAAAAAGGUUGAAUUUUUAUUAAAAUUGCAAACCCGAAAUGUUGAAAAUAUAGAAACUAAUUUAUUCGUGCUUCUAGGAUGGUUCAAGCCAAUUUUUUUUAUAAACGUUAAAUCACAUCUUAUGGUAUUUGAUUGGUCACAAUUUGACAAUAAAAAACUUUUAAUUUAUGUAAGCUGUGAUCUGUCAAAUUGGGACCAAUCCGCACCUCUUUUUGCUUCAAAGAUGGAUCACAUUCAAAUUUUCUAAGAAUUUUUCAAGUUUCAAUUUCAAAAAUCACAAAAUAAAAUAAUUUUAAAACUUAAAACUAUCUGCAUUUAAUUUAGAAUUGCCCCUGUCUGGCCCCGAAAAGUUGUUCAUAGCUACUACAGCGAUAAAAGUAGUGAAAGAAAAUGCCACACAACUGUCAAUUCUGUGUUAAAAAAAAAAAAAUUGUAUAGCCUAAACACUCGACGGCAGUCUUUGUCUUAUUUACAUUUUUGUAAGUAGGAAACACUCGUGGACAAUUUGAAUCAUCAUUUUUAGAAAAAAAAUCCAUGGUGACAAAUUUUCACAGUUGCAUGGCAUAAUAUUAUUAUCAAUAUGUAGUUAAAAACAUCUCUACACUACUAAGUCGGCUAAAAUGAACACGUGUGUGUGACUGCUGCCAGUGUAGCUUAUGCGACCCCCAAAAUCCUGACUAGGACGGAGGCGGUGGGGAGACUGAGGGGCGACGCCCUCAGAGUAUCACGCAGCAGCGACAGUAGCGCUGUCGCGAAGCACCGGCAGUAGGUGGAGGCGUCACUGGUGCAAAAUAGGCGUGAACUUUGAUGUUCGGCAAGUGAUUCUACAUGGUAAAAUUUCUUAGUUUGCAAAAGUUAAUUAUUCAAAGAAAAUUCUCACCCUAAGUCUUUUUAUUCCUACUCUUGUGAUUAGCUGACAGUCAUACAGUUCGACUCUUUGUAAAUUGUGACAGGAAGUGAGGUGCUCCAAAGAAGCGUCAGUGAUUAGAGGACAAUUGUCUAGUUCGAGAACUGUUAAAUUUUCUGCGGCGCACGGGGACAUCGACAAGUGACGGAUUCCUUCGUCUGUUAUCAGCUCGCAGUGCGAUAAAGUCUG